Messenger RNA from Salvia miltiorrhiza (redroot sage), 4388 nucleotides. Its product is annotated as ABC transporter B family member 1. Bases 209 to 4186 code for a protein of 1325 amino acids. The record is from RefSeq and is a predicted model, not a curated record. Lineage: Eukaryota; Viridiplantae; Streptophyta; Magnoliopsida; Lamiales; Lamiaceae. Gene Ontology annotation, biological process: transmembrane transport. The transcript has 10 exons. Gene Ontology annotation, molecular function: ABC-type transporter activity; ATP binding; ATP hydrolysis activity. Gene Ontology annotation, cellular component: membrane.
AGAAGAAAUUAAUCGAGCAGCAUAAAAUAAAAAAGCACACACUCAGAGAGAGAGAGAGAUGGCAGCCAUUUGGAGAAGAAAGGAGUGUGGAAACGCCACUAUUCUCAUAAUCGCAAUCGAGUAACCGCGUGUGUGUGCGUGAGAGAGAGAGAGAGAGAGAGAGAGGUGGGCUGAUCUUAUGCAACUGUAAGCGUGAAGCUAAACACGCAUGAAAGAGAAAAAAAUGAGACAAGAAGAUGGCGAUGGGGAGGAGAUAAAGACGGUGCAGGAGCAGUGGAGAUGGUCCGAACUGCAAGGCGUCGAGCUCGUCGUCUCAUCUCACUCCGACACCUCGCCGCCGCCCAACCUCAACAACUCCAACGCUUCAUCGUCAGCUGCCAAUCCUAACCCGCCGUCAAUGGAGCCCGACGGCGGCGGCGAACCGGAAAAAAAAGGUUCGCCGCCGCCCUCCGUCGCGUUCCGCGAGCUCUUCCGGUUCGCAGACCGGCUCGAUUACGCGCUGAUGACAAUUGGCACAGUUGGCGCGAUCGUUCAUGGCAGCUCCUUGCCUCUGUUUCUCCGAUUCUUCGCCGAUCUCGUUAAUUCCUUCGGCUCCAAUGCCGAUAAUGUCGAUAAGAUGUCGCAGGAGGUGUUGAAGUAUGCAUUUUACUUUCUUGUAGUUGGAGCUGCUAUUUGGGCAUCUUCAUGGGCAGAGAUAUCAUGUUGGAUGUGGAGUGGAGAGAGACAAUCAACAAAGAUGAGGAUCGAAUACUUGGAGGCUGCUCUGAACCAAGACAUUCAGUUUUUCGACACCGAGGUUCGCACAUCCGACGUCGUUUUCGCUAUCAACACCGAUGCAGUGAUGGUUCAAGACGCCAUUAGUGAGAAGUUGGGGAAUUUCUUGCAUUACAUGGCAACGUUUGUGUCUGGAUUUGUGGUGGGAUUCUCUGCAGUGUGGCAGCUAGCUCUGGUCACUCUUGCUGUAGUUCCUCUCAUAGCUGUGAUCGGAGCCAUUCACACAAUCACACUAGCUAAGCUCUCUGGCAAAAGCCAAGAAGCUCUGUCACAAGCUGGAAACAUUGCUGAACAGACACUAGUCCAAAUUCGAACGGUGUUGGCAUUCGUGGGUGAAUCGAGGGCGUUGCAGGACUACUCUGCAGCCCUCAAGGUGUCCCAGAGGAUCGGUUACAAGAGUGGAUUUUCAAAGGGGAUGGGAUUGGGAGCUACUUAUUUCACUGUGUUUUGUUGCUAUGCUCUCCUCCUGUGGUAUGGAGGCUAUUUGGUUAGGCACCAUUACACAAAUGGAGGUCUAGCAAUCGCAACAAUGUUUGCAGUCAUGAUUGGUGGGCUGGCUUUAGGCCAGUCUGCUCCAAGCAUGGCUGCAUUUGCCAAGGCAAGAGUUGCAGCUGCUAAAAUCUUCCGUAUGAUCGACCACAAACCGGCCGUUGAAAGAAACAACGACGGGGUCGAGUUGGAGUCCAUAACAGGGCAGGUGGAGCUUAGAAACAUCGAUUUUGCCUACCCUUCACGGCCGGAGAAUCUAGUUCUCAACAACUUCUCUCUCACUGUUCCGGCGGGCAAGACUAUCGCCUUGGUCGGCAGCAGCGGCUCCGGGAAGAGCACGGUGGUGUCCCUCAUCGAGAGAUUCUACGACCCUGCCUCAGGCCAAAUUUCGCUUGAUGGACAUGAUAUAAAGACAUUGAAGUUGAGAUGGUUGAGGCAGCAAAUUGGUCUGGUGAGCCAAGAACCGGCACUCUUUGCCACCACAAUCAAAGAAAACAUAUUGUUGGGAAGGCCAGACGCGAGUUUAGUCGAAAUAGAAGAAGCUUCUAGAGUCGCCAAUGCUCAUUCAUUCAUUGUCAAGCUUCCAGAUGGAUAUGACACUCAGGUAGGGGAGAGGGGACUGCAGCUUUCAGGUGGACAGAAGCAGAGAAUAGCUAUAGCAAGGGCAAUGCUCAAGAAUCCAGCCAUCUUGCUCUUGGAUGAGGCAACUAGUGCAUUAGAUUCCGAAUCGGAGAAGCUGGUGCAAGAAGCGCUCGAUCGUUUCAUGAUUGGGAGGACUACUCUAGUGAUCGCCCACCGCCUCUCCACCAUCCGGAAAGCUGAUCUCGUGGCCGUGCUGCAGCAGGGCAGCGUGUCUGAAAUCGGGGCACAUGACGAGCUCAUUGCCAGAGGCCAAAAUGGUCUCUAUGCAAAGCUUAUAAGAAUGCAAGAAGCAGCUCAUGAAGCUGCUGUCAACAGUGCCAGAAAGAGUAGUGCAAGGCCUUCUAGUGCAAGAAACUCUGUGAGCUCACCUAUCAUCACCAGGAAUUCUUCGUAUGGCAGAUCGCCUUACUCGCGAAGAUUGUCGGACUUCUCCACCUCGGACUUGAGCAUGUCGAUAGAUGCAGCAUAUCCCAACUACAGGGCGGAGAAGCUUGCAUUCAAAGAGCAAGCUAGCUCAUUCUUGAGGCUAGCAAAGAUGAAUUCACCUGAGUGGGGCUACGCCUUGGUUGGUUCAAUAGGGUCCGUGGUCUGUGGCUCUCUGAGCGCACUAUUUGCGUAUGUGCUGAGUGCGGUGCUUAGUGUCUACUACAAUCCAGAUCAUGCUUAUAUGAUAAGGCAGAUUGCAAAAUACUGCUACCUUCUGAUAGGGGUGUCAUCUGCUGCACUGAUCUUCAACACAUUGCAGCAUCUCUUCUGGGACGUGGUGGGGGAGAACUUGACAAAACGCGUUAGGGAGAAGAUGCUGGCUGCCGUGCUGAAGAAUGAGAUGGCGUGGUUUGAUGAAGAAGGGAACGAGAGCUCUAGAGUUGCAGCGCGGCUGGCUCUUGACGCCAACAAUGUUAGAUCAGCCAUUGGUGAUAGGAUCUCUGUAAUUAUGCAGAACUCUGCCCUCAUGCUUGUGGCCUGCACUGCCGGCUUCGUGCUGCAAUGGCGCCUCGCCCUCGUCCUCAUCGCCGUCUUCCCCGUUGUCGUUGCAGCCACAGUGUUACAGAAAAUGUUUAUGAGUGGAUUUUCUGGAGAUUUAGAGGCAGCUCAUGCCAAGGCCACACAGCUAGCAGGGGAAGCAGUGAGCAAUAUGAGAACUGUGGCUGCAUUCAACUCAGAGAUGAAGAUGGUGGGCCUAUUCAUCAGCAGCCUCGAGCCACCGCUGCGCCGUUGCUUCUGGAAGGGCCAGAUAGCCGGCACUGGCUACGGGCUGGCCCAGUUCGCCCUCUACGCCUCCUACGCCCUCGGCCUCUGGUACGCCUCGUGGCUCGUCAAGCACGGGAUCUCCGACUUCUCGAGCACCAUCCGCGUCUUCAUGGUCCUCAUGGUCUCCGCCAAUGGGGCCGCGGAGACCCUCACGCUUGCCCCGGACUUCAUCAAGGGCGGGCGCGCAAUGCGCUCUGUCUUCGCCCUCCUAGACCGCCGGACUCAGAUCGAGCCCGACGACCCCGAGGGCGUCCCCGCCCCGGAGUCAAUCCGGGGUGAGAUCGAGUUGAAGCAUGUGGACUUCUGCUAUCCCAACCGGCCCCACGUCUCGGUCCUCGGGGACCUCAACCUCCGGGCCCGGGCCGGCAAGACACUCGCCCUCGUGGGCCCCAGCGGCUCGGGGAAGAGCUCGGUCCUCGCUCUCAUCCUCCGAUUCUACGAGCCCAACUCGGGCCGCGUCCUCAUCGACGGGAAGGACAUCCGGAAGUACAACCUGAAGUCCCUGAGGCGCCACAUUGCCUUGGUGCAGCAAGAGCCCUGCCUCUUCGCCACCACGAUCUACGACAACAUCGCCUAUGGCCGCGAGCCGGCCGCGACAGAAUCCGAGGUGGUCGAGGCGGCCACAUUGGCCAACGCCCACAAGUUCAUAUCAGCACUGCCCGACGGCUACAGGACGCACGUUGGGGAGCGAGGGUGCCAGCUGUCGGGCGGGCAGAAGCAGCGGAUCGCCAUUGCGCGAGCCUUCCUGAGGAAGGCGGCGGUGAUGCUGCUGGACGAGGCCACAAGCGCGCUGGACGCUGAGUCGGAGAGGUGCGUGCAGGAGGCUCUCGGGCGCGCCUGCACGGGGAAGACGACAAUCGUGGUGGCGCAUAGGCUUUCCACGGUUAGAAAUGCACAUGUGAUUGCAGUUCUUGAAGAGGGGAAGGUGGCUGAGCAAGGCUCACAUUCGCAUCUCUUGAAAAACUAUGGAGAUGGGAUAUAUGCUCGCAUGAUACAGCUGCAGAGGCUCACAAUCUCAAACACUUCCUAGUACACAAUCUCAAACACUUCUAAUCUUUUUAUUAAUUCUUGCUCUUUCUUUUUUUGGUUUACACUUUCUUGUGUAGUUUAGCUUGUGUAUUACCUUAUAUAGUGUUUUUUUUCUUUUCUUUCUGUGCCAUUGGAUCUAUUUAUGAAGCUAGAAUUUGCAAUGCAAGAUGAAUAUACAAGAAAUUUGAACUCAUUAUUGGCAA